Molecule: messenger RNA, 1533 nt
Organism: Entrophospora candida
Lineage: Eukaryota; Fungi; Glomeromycota; Glomeromycetes; Entrophosporales; Entrophosporaceae
Source: the annotation of a GenBank genome assembly
AUGACGGAAAAGAAAGACAGUGAAUUCAUCCGUCAAAGGCGAGAAAUAGAAGCAGAGUAUAAUUAUUUAUCUCAAAGCACCCCUUACAAAUUACCUUCCACAGCAACUACUACUAGUAAACUCAUCAACACCCAACAAAUCGCUCAAUUAUUCCAAGAAUCCCAAGAACAAGCUCUAGCACAAGAAAUCAAGAAAAUGGAAAAAGAGAUUAAUCAAACCUUUACUGACAAACAAAAAGAACUGAUAAAAAAAUUCAUUGAAAUUAAAAAGAAAUCGCUAAAAGAUGAAGAAAAUGAGGAAUUGAUGGAUAGUGUUGGAGAACUAAAAGCAGAAUUGAGAGAAGAAAGAUUUUCACGAGAAGAUAUUGGAAAGAUCAUUGAAUACUGUGAAAGAAAAGAAAUUGAAUUUGAGGAUAAGAAAUUUGAAGGACAGCUAGUUAUUGAGGAUUAUCCUGAAUUAGAGUUACUAUAUUUACAAAAUAUUAAAAAUGUAGAUAAGAUAGAAAAAUUGAAAGUUCGUAAGAACCUUUUAACCAAUUUAGAAUUCAUAAAAGAUUUAGAAAAUUUAGAAACCUUAGAAAUAGAUGGUAAUCCUAAAAUUGUUUCCGGAUUAGAAUAUUUACCAGAUUUAAAAAAGAGUCGAGAGGAGUUGAAAAAGAGAGUUGUAGAUAUUGUUCCUAAAGAAACUCAGCCAAAAACUACUAGUGAAAUGAUGAAUACCCAACUAAUAGUUUCAAAUUUAGACAAAGAAUUUAAGAAAAAAGAAAAGCGAAUUAAUUACUUAGAAUCACGAAUCCAAGAGUUAAUUGACUUGAAUAAACAGCAAAAAGAUAAAAUAAUUAAUGCUUACUUAACUCAUUUUGGUUCAGAAAGGGAAUUAGCCAAAAACUUGAUUGAAUCCUACUUAGAAUUUAUCAAGUUCAAAAAAAAAGAAACUAAUUCUCCUAAUUAUCGUAAGAAAGUUAAAGAAUACAAGAAAGGUUAUGAACUAAUUGAAGAACAAUUAGAAAAUAAAUUAGAUGAGGAGGCCAUGAAUGGAAUGCAGCGUAUUCUAACUGAUUGUGAGAAAUUAAUUGAACAAGAAAUAGAAUUAGAAAUCAAAAGUGGCGAUGUUAAGGGACAAAAAGAAAACUUAUCGCAGGUUUCUAGCAACAAUGAAAAAGAAGCAAACCAUCAGUUAAAACUAGAAUUAGCCAAAGCCGAAGAUCAUCUAAAAGUUUAUUAUCAAGAACAACCAGCUACCCAGCAAAUUAUUAAUUAUAUUAAUUGUAACAUUGUUAACGUUAGUGAUAAUUCCACUCUCAUUAAUCAAUACAACCUCUAUUACCAACAACUAGCCAAUGAAACCGAAAGAGAAAUUAGUGAACCUUUAACUAAUCUCCAAAUAACUGAACAAGAUAAGAAAGUAAUUAACCAAGUUAUUAUUUUUUGGGGAGUUCAAGAACUAUUUUUUAAUUAUCGAAAAAAAACUAUUGAUAAACUAGUUAAUUGUUAUUGCCGAUUAGCUAAUAAAACUGACGUUACUAAGAAAUGA